GACACCUUGCAAUUCUAAACCUUGACGGAUAUCCUAUGAUUGUGAGCAUUACGGGCAGUUAGAGAAAGUUGGAGUGUCUAGGGUAGAGACAAGGGUCCGGUUGUUCAAGAACCACCUGCUUGUGAACCACGGCUUUUUCGUCCAUUUAGCCCCAAAUUGCCUCAUCUGCAACUUGAUACUGCCGGCGCAUCAAAAAUCCCGAUAAGACAGUGCUUGGACGGGAAAUACACAUCCUUGGCUGUCUCUUCUUGUGGAACGCCAGAGCCGUAUAUCUCGAUCACGCCGCCAACAAACCUCGGCCAGAGGCCAAAGAUGACCACGCCGUCCAACGGCCAACCGGCCGAUAACAAUGACCAUCUGGUCCAGUCCGACAACCCUGACCAUCCGGCAAACCUGAUUCCAUCACUAUGUGCAAAGUUCUGGACGCUAGGUUGGGUCACAGGCACUGGAGGAGGGGCCUCGAUCCGCGAAGAUGACCUGGUCUACAUUGCGCCGUCAGGCGUACAGAAGGAGUUGAUGAAGCCAUCCGACAUCUACGUGUUGUCACUAGCUGCGCAAGCGCAAUCCCUCGACAGGCGCAACCGUGUCUACCUGCGCAGUCCGCCCAACUACAAGCCGAGCCAGUGCACGCCGCUCUUCCUGGCUGCCUUCACGAAGCGGGGGGCCGGCUGCUGCAUCCAUACGCAUUCGCACUGGGCGGUGUUGGUGACCCUGAUCUUGGAGACACAGGGCCCCGGCAAAGACCGCGAGUUCCGCAUCAACAAUAUCGAGCAGAUCAAGGGUUUUGGGAGAGGAUUCGAGAAGAGCGGCAACCUGGGGUACCAUGACACGCUGGUGAUCCCUGUUAUCGAGAAUACCGCGCACGAGGAAGACCUGACUGAGUUCCUCGAGGAGGCGAUGGACAAGUACCCCGAUACUUAUGCGGUGCUGGUCAGGAGGCAUGGCGUCUACGUCUGGGGCGACAAUGUGCACAAAGCAAAGACGCAGUGCGAGAGCCUCGACUACCUAUUCCAACUUGCAGUCGAAAUGAAGCAGCUCAACCUGCCGUGGGUAACCGACAUCGAGCCGGUGAAGCCUCGGGGGUCAUAGCAAUAUCCAAUCCUAGUUUCAGUUCACCGUUCAACCUUCACCCAAAGACACAAUUUGACUAGCGGAGGAAACGCAACACGCAUCGUUUAUAACCUGCAUUAUACAGUAACCACCCUAGCUACCGUACCCA
Molecule: messenger RNA, 1219 nt
Organism: Chaetomium strumarium
Lineage: Eukaryota; Fungi; Ascomycota; Sordariomycetes; Sordariales; Chaetomiaceae
Product: Methylthioribulose-1-phosphate dehydratase
Exons: 3
Coding region: 313-1089 (258 amino acids)
Cellular component (GO): cytoplasm
Molecular function (GO): metal ion binding; methylthioribulose 1-phosphate dehydratase activity
Source: RefSeq, a predicted model, not a curated record